AUGUGGGGGGUUGGGUAUGGCAACUUGUACGGUCAAGGAUAUGGUACCAACACUGCUGCACUAAGUACUGCUUUAUUUAACAAUGGUUUAAGUUGUGGGUCGUGCUACGAAAUGAGUUGCACCAAUGGUGCUAAUAAGUGGUGCCUCCCUGGCUCCAUAAUUGUCACAGCAACAAAUUUUUGCCCACCAAAUCCUUCGCUGCGUAAUAACAAUGGUGGGUGGUGCAAUCCUCCCCUCCAACAUUUUGAUUUGGCCGAGCCCGCAUUCUUGCAAAUUGCUCAGUAUCGAGCUGGAAUUAUCACUGUAUCUUUUCGAAUAGCUCCAUCUCGGAAUAAUCUUGGUCUUGCCGGUGAUAGGUGGCUGCGGGGAUCAUCGCUGAAAUCUUCAGAUUCUAAUUUUGGUAAGAAUACGGAUUAUGACGGAGAGGAGAACAAUGUCUGGUGGAAUGCAAAUAUGCAACCAAGCGAAUAUGGUGAUACAACUUCUUCAAUGGGUCUCGACAAAUUGGAAUACUGUUACACGGACCUUGAAAAUCAACAGCACAAAUUUGCCAAUCCCCACCUCUUAUCCGAAUUUGAAAAAAGGUUACCUGCAAUAUGA
Molecule: messenger RNA, 600 nt
Organism: Fraxinus pennsylvanica
Lineage: Eukaryota; Viridiplantae; Streptophyta; Magnoliopsida; Lamiales; Oleaceae
Source: the annotation of a GenBank genome assembly